AUCAACAUAUUGCUGAGUGUGCUUGUUCUUGUUUUGGCUUCAUAAUUCCACAAAAGUCAAUUUUUUUACGCUCAAAAUUGUUUGCAACACAUUCGUUGUGAUUUUAUUAAACAAUUUAUACACAUAUCGACUAUAAAACAAUAAAAAGUCAAUCAAAAGCCAUUGGGUUCAACAUAAUUUGGUAAUUCAUUGAUAUUGUGAAAUUUAAGCGCAACUGUCAGGGCAACUGUAAUGGCAGCACAAAUAACUGGUGUGUUGGAGUCAUCUCUUCAACAAAAAAUUGGCGACAGCAAAAUUUUGGUUGUCGGUGCUGGUGGCAUUGGUUGUGAAGUGCUGAAAAAUUUGGUAAUGUCUGGAUUUUCCGACAUUGAAAUCAUCGAUUUGGAUACAAUUGAUGUGAGCAAUUUGAACCGUCAAUUUUUGUUCCACAAAGAGCAUGUUGGUAAAUCAAAAGCUGAAGUGGCACGAGAAAGUGCUUUGGCAUUCAAUCCAGAUGUCAAAAUCAAAGCAUACCAUGACGACAUUAUCACUACCAACUAUGGCGUCAGUUUCUUCCAAAAGUUCAAUUUGGUGUUGAACGCAUUGGACAAUCGUAAAGCACGCAAUCACGUCAAUCGAAUGUGUUUGACGGCAAAUGUUCCGCUCAUUGAAAGUGGCACCGCUGGCUAUGACGGUCAAGUGGAAUUGAUUAAAAAAGGAUCGACACAAUGCUAUGAAUGUACACCAAAACCAGCACAAAAAUCAUUCCCAGGCUGCACCAUUCGGAAUACACCAUCCGAGCCCAUUCACUGCAUCGUUUGGGCAAAACAUUUGUACAAUCAACUGUUUGGUGAACACAAUGAAGAUGAAGACGUUGCACCGGACCGGGAGGAUCCAGAAGCCGCUGGUGAAAAUGCAGGUGCCACUGCACUGGAAAAAGAAUCAAAAAGUGAUGGUAACGUGGAGCGUGUAAGCACCCGUCAAUGGGCUCAAGACACAAACUAUGAUGCGGAAAAGAUUUUCAACAAGCUAUUCUAUGAUGACAUCAAAUACUUGUUGAGCAUGUCCGAUUUGUGGAAGGAACGCACCCCACCAGUUCCAAUGCGAUAUGGUGCAUUUGGUGAUGACGAAAAGUCAUCCGAUGAAUCGAAUCUAACGGGAAGCAAUCGUGACCAGAAAGUUUGGUCGAUUCGUGAAUGUCAAAGUGUGUUCGCAACCAGUUUGUCGGAUUUGCAAAAGGAAUUCACAAAAUUGGCGGUCGAUGAUCAUUUGGUUUGGGACAAAGAUGAUAAGCCAGCCAUGGAUUUUGUGGCAGCUUGUGCCAAUGUUCGCGCCAAGAUUUUCAACAUUCCGCAAAAGAGCCGGUUUGAAAUCAAAUCAAUGGCUGGUAAUAUUAUUCCUGCGAUUGCCACAACAAAUGCAAUUACAGCCGGUCUUGUUGUGAUGCGUGCAUUCAACGUUUUAUUGGAACAAUAUGAACAGUGUCAAUCGGUUUAUGUUCGUCUACGUUUGAACCCACGCAAUCAAAUUUUCGUACCCGAUCGCCAAUUGAUGGCACCAAAUCCAAAAUGCAUUGUGUGCUCCGACAAGCCACAGGUUGUUGUGAAAAUCGACACAAAUCGCAUUACGGUGAAACAAUUCCGAGAUGAAGUUUUGGUAAAAGGUUUGAACAUGAUCGAACCGGAUGUUAUAACCGAAGGAAAGGGUUUAGUGCUGAUUUCGUCGGAAGAGGGCGAAACAGAUUGCAACAAUGAUAAGAAGUUGUGCGAAUUGGAAGUCGUUGAGGGUUGCAUUCUAAAGGUUGACGAUUUCGUGCAGCAGUACGAAUUGACGGUUAUCAUCUCUCAUAAGGAUGUAGAGCGUGAAGGCGAAUUGUUCGAAAUUGUUGCCGAUCCCGACUCUUUAAUACCAGAAAACCAAACUGAGGAAAAAGAAGAAGUCCCAGAAGACAAUGGUGAACCAAAAGCGAAAAAACGCCGCCAGGAACCGCAGGAAGAUAGCGAUGAUGACUUAUGUAUUAUCGAAGAUGGUGAAAACAACAAGAAUCCGCCGCCAACAACAUCAUCGGCUGGAUCGUCGUCAUUCGGCGGUCAAAGUUCACGGGAAAUCAGUCAACCGGCCACAUCAACUGUUAUUGAUGACGACGACGAUGACGUGUGCUUUGUUGAAGAUGAAAAAAUGGAAGAAGAUGUAGCCGGCCCAAGCACUUCCUCCAAAAAUCUCAAGCGCCCGCGCAUUGAACAAGAAGAUGAUGACCUCAUCCUAAUCGACAGUGAUUAGAACAACGCAAAAAGAAGACGGAAAUCUUUCAAAAAAUCCAUUAAAAUCUAUUACUAUUAUUCAUCAAUUUAAGAAGAAAAGAAAUACCCCACUACAGAACUCUAACUUUAUGUAAAAGCGCAAAAAACGCAUAUUCUCAUGUUCACACAAAUAUAUUGAAUAAAAAAUAAAUUCUCUUUAUUUCAAUAGUAAAA
This is a messenger RNA of Contarinia nasturtii (swede midge), 2453 nucleotides long. It is a transcript of the gene Uba2, whose product is annotated as SUMO-activating enzyme subunit 2. Bases 232 to 2259 code for a protein of 675 amino acids. Gene Ontology annotation, cellular component: cytoplasm; SUMO activating enzyme complex. The record is from RefSeq and is a predicted model, not a curated record. Gene Ontology annotation, biological process: protein sumoylation. The transcript has 8 exons. Lineage: Eukaryota; Metazoa; Arthropoda; Insecta; Diptera; Cecidomyiidae. Gene Ontology annotation, molecular function: SUMO activating enzyme activity.